AAAAAUUCGAAUCAUAGUACAAUAAAAUCCUAUCUAGAAAGGAGACUAUGAUUUUAUAUUACUUUACACGUUAAAAAUUCUGAACAAGAUUUCUUCAAGGCCAAUGAAUGCCAAAGGCUCUUGCAAACGAGAACCCUUUUUUAGGAUGAUUCAUUCAACAAGCAAAAUUGCUUGUUCGUUGUCCAUAAUAUACGAGUGGAAUUUUUUGCCAUACGGAAUAUGAUAGCAUUUAACAUUUUUGAUGGUAUUUUUCACUUUCUAUUUUCCUUUCUUCCAUCAUUAAAAGUACAAAUGAAUUUAUUCGAAAACGAUAAUUCGAAACAGCAUGUGGAAUACAAAAUUUUCUAACAAAACUAAAUCACCGACGCAUAAAAAAUUAUUAUCGUUAGAGAAUAUUCGAUCGCCAAUAAUUUAUUGUGGCUCCUGGAGAUCUAGAAUGCUCGAUAAAGUGAAAGAAUGCCGUGAUGCUAUUAAGAAUAUGAUGACCUUCGACAAGCUGACAAAUACCUAUGAAACUACACACAUAGUCGGUAAAACUCCGAUAAUUCCGAGAGCAGCUACUUCUAUGUCCUCGAUACCGGAUGUUAUUACAUUUAGUGGCAUUGCAUUGAAACAUAAAGAAUACGAAGACAUACCGAUUCUAAUGAGAGAUUCCAUACUGAAUUCGAAUAAAAAAGAGAAAGAAAACACUAUUGUGGAACAAAUUGAUCAAACUAACAAUACAAACAAUUCGUUGAAACGUUUCGUUUCAGUAGAUAAUAUGCUCAGCAAUUCGUUGAAAUCAUUCAUAAUAUUGGAAAAACAGAUAAAAGAAGAAUUUUUGCAAGAGGACGAUGUUUUCACGACGAAAAAAAAAAUUUCUGCAGAACCAUUUCUUUCUUAUGUGGAAGGAAAUGCAGAAUUCAUUUGGCCAGAUGAUACAAUUGAGAGUUCUUCCGGAAAUGCUUGGAACUCCCUGGAACAUUUAAAUUCGUCCGAUAUCAGAUUUGGAAAUCCACGUACAAAUUCCACUUUUUAUGAAGAUAUUUAUGUGAAUAGAAAUCGUACAUCUUCCCCAAUUCGAAAUCAUCAUUUUCAGGAUUCUGGUUUUGAAAAUAAUUUCUCGAUAUAAAUCAGUUCUAUUUUCAAUUUUUUCUCUCCAUUCCUGUUUUUAUUCUUUUUUAUACUUCUUAUUUAUAACUUUUUGUAACUCUUCAUAUUUGAAUCAAUAAAAUUUGUUCUAACGAAUACAAUUUAUUAUGUAUUCCUUCGAUAAAUUCGAACCGAAUCCAUUUCUAAGAUUCUAUUGACUAAAUGUAAA
Apis laboriosa (Himalayan honeybee) is the source of this 1300-nucleotide messenger RNA. RefSeq lists its product as uncharacterized. Lineage: Eukaryota; Metazoa; Arthropoda; Insecta; Hymenoptera; Apidae. The record is from RefSeq and is a predicted model, not a curated record. The coding region runs from base 326 to 1111 and encodes 261 amino acids. The transcript is spliced from 2 exons.